Messenger RNA from Kogia breviceps (pygmy sperm whale), 1745 nucleotides. The record is from RefSeq and is a predicted model, not a curated record. Lineage: Eukaryota; Metazoa; Chordata; Mammalia; Artiodactyla; Physeteridae.
UGCUUCCCCUCCAACCCAGACAACGUCUCCCCCAGAGAGACAUGGACUCCUUGGCCUGGCGCCUCCUCGCCCUGGUCCCCGUCCUCCUCAGCCUGGCGGCCUCCCUGGACUGGCAAACUGCCCAGAGCCACGACCCCUUCGAGAAGUGCAUGAGGGACCCCGACCAUGAGCAGCUGCUCAGAGUCGUGACCUUGGGCCUCGGUCGGACCUCGAAGCCCCAGAGGGUGACUGUGGUUGGUGCGGGCGUGGCUGGGUUGCUGGCCGCAAAGGUGCUCAGCGAUGCUGGCCACAAGGUCACCGUCCUGGAGGCAGACAACAGGAUUGGGGGCCGGAUCUUCACCUACCGGGACCAGAAGACCGGCUGGAUUGGGGAGCUGGGAGCCAUGCGCAUGCCCAGCUCGCACAGGAUCCUCCACGAGCUCUGCAAGCGCCUGGGACUCAAUCUGACCAAAUUCACCCAGUACGACAAGAACACGUGGGUGGAGGUGAAUGCGGUGAAGCUGCGGAACUACGUGGUGGAGAAGAUGCCUGAGAAGCUGGGCUACAAGCUGCAUCCCAAGGAGAAGGGCCUCUCGCCCGAAGAAAUCUACCAGAUGGCUCUCAACAGGGCCAUCGAGGAUCUCAGGACGCUGGGCUGCAGAAAGGCAAUGAUGAAGUUUGAAAGGCACACGCUCCUGGAAUACCUCCUCGGGGAGGGGAACCUGAGCCAGCCUGCCGUUCGGCUCCUGGGAGACGUGAUGUCCAAGGACGGCUUCUUCUAUCUCAGCUUUGCCGAGGCCCUGCGGGCUCACAGCUGCCUCAGCGACCGGCUCCGGUACAGCCGCAUCGUGGGCGGCUGGGACCUGUUGCCGCGCGCGCUGCUGAGCUCGCUGUCGGGGCCUGUGCUGCUGAACGCGCCCGUCGUGGCGAUUAAGCAGGGGACGCACGAGGUGAGCGUGCACAUCGAGCCCUCGCGCCGCGCCCGGAAUCUGAAGUCCUUGGCGGCCGACGUGGUGCUGCUGACGGUGAGCGGGCCCGCGCUGCAGCGCAUCACCUUCACGCCGCCGCUGACGCGCAAGCGGCAGGAGGCGGUGCGCGCGCUGCACUACAUGCCGGCCACCAAGGUGUUCCUGAGCUUCCGCCGGCCCUUCUGGCACGACGAGCACAUCGAAGGCGGCCACUCGAGCACCGACCGACCGUCGCGCGUGAUAUUCUACCCGCCGCCUGGCGAGGGCGCGCUGCUGCUCGCCUCGUACACGUGGUCGGACGCGGCCGCCACGUUCGCUGGCCUGAGCCUGUCCGAAGCCCUGCGCUUGGCGCUCGACGACGUGGCGGCGCUUCACGGGCCCAUCGUGUACCGGCUCUGGGACGGCAGCGGCUUCGUCAAGCGCUGGGCGGAGGACCCGCACAGCCAGGGCGGCUUCGUGGUGCAGCCCCCGAUGCUCUGGCGAACUGACAAGGACGAGGGUCAGGAGAACGAUUGGGCGGUCCCCUACGGCCGCAUCUACUUCGCCGGCGAGCACACGGCCUACCCGCACGGCUGGGUGGAGACGGCCGUCAAGUCGGCACUGCGGGCCGCGCUCUUGAUCAACGGCCGGACCAGCAGCUGGAACGACCCCCGGACCAUCAACGACAGCAUGGGGCACGUGCACGUGGCGCCCGCCCACCACCCCCCGCGCAGGCUCGAAAGGGGGCGGGGCACCCACUCUCCAGCCUUACAUGCGGUCACCGCUCCGCACACAACCCCAAAGAGGACCCAAUAUUAA